GUAACGGGGCUGUAACGGGCGGGGGUGCCCCGGGCCGGGGGCUCACAGCGAUCCCCGAGCCCCUGCGCCCCCUCCGGGUAUCGCAUUAACGGGGGUCCCCCUGCUGGGCCCGCAGCGGGGGCUCCGUAGAGAGACCCCAGGCGGGGUUUUGGGGGGACCCCAAAUUUCGUGUAUGGGGGUAACCAGCACUCCCCCCGCCCCCCAAACGUGUCGCCCCCCGAAAACGGGACCCUGAGCUGCUGCUGGCCCUCCCUGCCCGUGCUGGGCACGGCGAGCACGGCUGGGGUCCCCUGCAUCACCCAUGGGUGGGGGUCCCCUGUGGUGCCCUGGAGGAGUCCCCGCACCGUCCGAGGACGUCUCUGCUCAGAGGGUCCCCGCAUUGCCCGGCGGGGUCCCUGCUCAGGGAAGGUCACCGGGACACGAGGUGAGUGUUUGGGGGGCUGGUGCCUCCUCACGCAGUGCCCCGGCACGGAGCUCGGCACCGGAACCACCGUCCCGGGGACCCGCGGGGCGGGGGCCGGAGCGAGCCCCGCGGGGACCGAGCCCGUGCCCUGCCUCCGCCCGGACAGGUCGGGCCGGUCCCGCGGCCGUGGCAGUGACACCGCGCUCAUGGCUGAAGCUCCCCGGAGGCUCCCGGACCCUUUUCCCGGGCCCCCCGGGCUGGGGACGGUGCUGCAGCGGCUCCGGGGCAGGCUCCGGCGCUGGGGCCGGCAGCUGUGCUGGUCCCUGUUCCUGCUGCUCUACGCGGGGUGGCCGUGCUGUCUCACCCCCUCUCUGCCUUACAGACUGCUCUUCGGAAUGCUCUACCCUGCCUACGCCUCCUUCAAGGCCAUGAAGACGAAAAACACCCAGGAACACGUGCGGUGGAUGAUGUACUGGAUCGUCUUUUCCCUCUUCAUGACCACAGAGAACUUCACCGACCUCUUCAUCUCCUGGUUCCCGUUUUACUACGAGGUGAAGAUGGCCUUUUUGGUGUGGCUGCUGUCCCCGUACUCGCGGGGGGCCAGCCUGCUCUACCGCCGCUGCGUGCACCCCAUGCUGGCCAGCAAGGAGGAGGACAUCGACGAAUUCCUGGCCCAGGUCCGGGAGCGCAGCUGCCAGACCAUGCUGACCUUUGGCAAGCGGGGCCUCAGCCUGGCGGCUGCCACCGCCAUCCAGGCAGCCACCACCGCCAUCCAGACGGCCACCAUGCGCCAGGGCAUGCUGGCUGAGCGCCUCUGCAGCUUCAGCAUGGAGGACCUGCCCCCCCAGCGCAGGACCUGGCUGUGCCUGGAGGAUCAGGAACUGCUGGGCCAUGGCAGCGGCCGCCGCUACGAGAGCAAGACGGACAAUGAGGAGUCGUGGUCGGAGUCGAGUGUGUUCUUCUCGCCGUCCCCACUCCAGGACCCCAAAGACCAGUCCCGCAGCCAGAGCCUGAGGAACAACGUGGGGAAAGAGGGCUCUUCCCGGCUCCUGCGCAGCCACACCAGGAGGAAAGUGAUUGUGUCGGAGCAGGACAGCUAAAAAUCCUGGGAAACUUCUGCCAGGAGGCUGCAGAGGAAUUGGCUGCUGUGGCAUCAGGAGGGAACCGCGGCUCCUGAGUGCCCCGGGGCGGCUCCUGAGUGCCCCGGGGCGGCUCCUGAGUGCCCCGGGGCGGCUCCUG
Molecule: messenger RNA, 1642 nt
Organism: Prinia subflava (tawny-flanked prinia)
Lineage: Eukaryota; Metazoa; Chordata; Aves; Passeriformes; Cisticolidae
Gene: REEP4
Product: receptor accessory protein 4
Exons: 7
Coding region: 610-1503 (297 amino acids)
Cellular component (GO): endoplasmic reticulum membrane; cytoplasmic microtubule
Molecular function (GO): microtubule binding
Source: RefSeq, a predicted model, not a curated record